GUGCCGUUCGAAUGUCCGGGAAUUCUUUGAACCGUACAACUCAUCACAUACUUGUAUAAGUGCGUGGCUCGAGAAGGCUGUUCUGUUAUCUGCGCCGAGUUUUUUACCCGUCAAAGCCAAGUGCAGCAAACUGGAGUCUCUAACGAGAACAACCCCCAUCUAAUCCCGGAUCUUUGAUAAACGCAGUACAUUGUACUGUAAAAACUUGCAACGAAAUAGGACUUUUCUUUCUGAGCAGUAACAACAAGCGGACAGGCAGUAAGGAUGGAGGAUUCAACAAACCCAAUGGCAGGAAUGGAUCAGCAGCAGUUGUUGGCGGGGGCCGGUAACGCGGGCUACGAGAACAACGGUUCGGGACCGGCAACGACACCCUGCUACGAUGAUCUGUUCCCGGCACUGCCGGAGAGUGAGCCGCCGCGCUUUAACAGCACCUUGUCGCCGGCCACGCAGAACAUGCGCGUCGGCAGCUCGAUCGUGACGCAGGUGUUUAUCGUCGCGUCCGGCGAGCGCAAGUACGACUCGGACAAGUUCGGCGAGGGCGAGUCGCUGCGCACGUGCCAAUCGAUCAUGAAGGAAACGAAUGCACACAUCGAGAUCUCGAGCGGCAAGGACCAUUCGCUGACGUUCCUGGUGACGGGUAAGGUGCAUGAAGUGCUCGAGGCUCGCCGCAAAAUUCGGGUACACUUCCAGACGCAGGCAAGCAAGACGAUCAACAUCCCGCGCGAGCACCAUCGCUGGAUUCUCGGCAAGAAGGGUGAUCGUUUGCGCGAGCUGGAACGCACGACCGCGACCAAGAUCAAUGUGCCGCGCAUUAGUGACGAAUCCGAUGCGAUCACCAUACUCGGUACGAAGGAGGGCAUCGAGAAGGCGGAACAUGAGAUCCGCACGAUGUCGGACGAGCAGUCGCGCAAGGCGUUCGAGCGGUUCAACGUGCCGAAAAUCUACCAUCCGUUCGUACUGGGCGCGUACGGUGAGAAUCUGCAGAAGAUGAUGGAGGAAACGGGCGCGAAGAUCAAUGUGCCGCCACAAUCGGUGCAGAAGGACGAGAUCAUCAUCACGGGCGAGAAGGAGGGCGUACUGGCGGCGAAAGCACGCAUCGAAGCCAUCUACAAGGAGAUGGAGAAGAAGUGUACGUCCGUCGCGGUGGAGGUGGUACGAGCGCAGCACAGAUACGUGUACGGACCGCGCGGAUCCACCAUCCAGGAGAUACUGCAGACGACGGGCGUCUCUGUGGAGAUGCCGCCGAGCGAUUCGCCCAGCGAUACGAUUACGCUGCGCGGUCCCCAGGACAAGCUGGGCAAUGCGCUGAACGUGGUGUACCAGAAGGCGCACUCGAUUCGCACGGAGGUGCUCGAGUGUCCGCAGUGGAUCCACAAGUACAUCAUCGGUCGCGAAGGUGGUCAUAUCAAGGAGUUCUCCGUCAAGCAUCCGAACGUGCAUGUGGAGUUUAGCGAGGACAAGAUCAAGAUCGAUGGACCGCCGGAACAGGUGCUGAUCGCUGCCGAGGAGCUGCAAACGAUGGUGAACGAUUUGACCGGCCGGCUGCGGCUGGCCGAGAUGGUGGUCGAUCCGGUACACUGCAAGCACAUCAUCGGUAAGGCGGGCUCCAACAUCAACCGCAUGAAGGAGGAGUACGACGUGCAGAUCAACAUCGACGAGAAGGGUGCCAAACCGAUCCGUAUCGAGGGCCCGAUCGAGGGUGUGGCCAAGGCGCAACAGGAGCUGCUGGAGAAGAUUGCGAAAUGGGAAAACGAAAAGGAGGAAUCGAUCAUCAUCGAUCACCGGCUGUUCAAGACGAUCAUCGGUGCGAAGGGUGAAACGAUUCGCGAGAUACGCGAAAAGCACAACCAGGUGCAGAUCGUUUUUCCCGGCCCGAACGACAAGUCGGACAUCGUGAAGAUCCGCGGCAUGAAGGAGGACGUCGACCGGUGUCACAAAUAUCUGACGCAGUACGUGAAGGAGCUGCAGAAGAACUCGUUUGUGCUGGAGGUGCCGGUGUUCAAGCAGUUCUUUAAGUACAUCGUCGGCAAGGGUGGCGCCAACAUCAAGAAGAUCCGCGACGAAACGCAGACCAAGAUCGAUUUGCCGUCCGAGAGUGAUACGAACGAGGUGAUCCUGAUCACCGGCAAGCGCGAGAAUGUAAAUGAGGCGCGCGACCGCAUCCAGAAGAUCCAGAACGAGAUGUCCAACAUUGUGUCGGAGGAGGUGACGAUCCCGGCCAAGCAUCAUUUCUCGCUGAUCGGAACAGGUGGUAUGCUGAUUAACUCCAUCAUGGAGGAAUGUGGCGGUGUUUCGAUCAAAUUCCCGAACUCGGAUGCCAAGAGUGACAAGGUGGUGAUUCGCGGCCCGAAGGAGGAUGUGGAGCGUGCCAGGCAGCAGCUGCUAGAGCUGGCCAGCGAGAAGGAGCUGUCGUCCUACUCGGUGCAGAUCCGUGCCAAGACGCAGCAUCACAAGUAUCUGAUCGGCAAGAAUGGUGCUUCCAUUAAGAAGAUUCGUGACAAGACCGGUGCUCGGGUCAUCUUCCCAGGUGUUAACGAUCAGGACAACGAAGUAAUCACGAUUAUCGGCAAAAAGGAACAGGUCGAGGAGGCGAAGGCUGAUCUGGAAGCAAUUAUCAAGAACAUCGAUAACAUCGUCGAGGAUGAAAUGAUCGUCCUUCCGAAGUACCACAAACACUUCAUCUCGAACCGUGGCAAAGUGUUGCAUCGUAUCGAGGAGGAAUGCGGCGGCAUGUCGAUUUCGUUCCCGCGCAUGGACCGUGACGAUCGUAACGAUCGCGUCAAGCUAAAGGGCCCGAAAGACUGCAUCGAACCGGCCAAGCAGCGCAUCAUGGAGAUCGUGCAGGAGCUCGAGUCGAUGGUUACGAUCGAGUGCUACAUUCCUGCCCGCCACCAUCGUAUAAUUAUGCGCCGUGGUGGCUCAAAGGUGCAGGCUAUCACGUCCGAGUUUGGUGUUAACAUUCGAUUCCCGGAGCGUGGCACCGCCAACAAUAUGGACGUGGCCCCAGCUGCGGUCGAUCCGGCACAGCAGCAGAAUGGCAACGGCGAUGCGGUGCCGGUUGGAGAAAAUGCGACGGACGCUGGUGCGGUUGUGAAUGGGGCCGGCGAACAGCAGCCAGCCGAACCGGUCCAGCGUGCCUCGGAUUUGGUUCGAAUCAGCGGCAACGAGGAAAAAUGCGAGUUGGCGAAGGAAGCACUGCUCGCGUUGGUUCCGCUGACCGAGGAAAUCAAUGUACCGUGCGAUCUGCACCGUUCCCUGAUUGGACAGAAGGGUCGCGACGUGAAGGAGCUGAUGAACACGUACGAUGUGCAUAUCGAGAUGUCACCGCAGGACAAAAAGCUCGACAUCAUCAAGGUGACGGGUACGAAGACGGCCAUCGCCGAGGCAAAGGAAGCGAUUGCCGAGCGCAUCAAGCACCUGGAGGCGGAUCGGAAGGAUCGCGAACUGCGCUCGUUUGAGGUCAAGCUGGAGGUGGAUCCCGUGUACCAUCAGAAGAUUAUUGGCCGACGUGGUGUGGUUAUCAACAAGAUACGCGCCAACCACGAUGUGCAGAUUACCUUCCCGAAGCAGGAUGAUCCACAGAACAGCGUCAUCACGAUCCAGGGCUACGAGGAGAAGGCAUUGGCUGCACGGGACGAAAUCCUAGCCAUGGUGGAUACGCUCAGCUCGGUGUACAAGGAGGAGAUCCAUCUGGACGAACGCGUGCACCGACGCUUCAUCGGUUUCCGUGGCAAGCGGCUGCGCGAGAUUAAGGAGCUGUACAAUGUGGAUAUUACCUUCCCGCGCAUGGAUGAUGCGGACAAGUCGCUGGUUACGCUCGCGGGCACCCCGGACAACGUAGAGGCGUGCCGCGACUACCUGCUCAAUCUGGAGGAAGAGUUCCUGCAGGACGUGUCGGCUGCACCGACCCAGCCAACAUCCUUCUCGCAGAUCAUGGAAGAUACGAUGGCAAACCAACAAACCAACAAGCAAGGCUUCGUUGUGAGCGGCGCACCGUGGGAGCGUAAGGCGGCACCCAACACCCAGUCGCUGGAGGACUUCCCUGACUUUGGUGGCCUCGGCGGUGGUCCGGGUGGUCCGGCCGCCACCAAUGUCGACACCAACACGCAGACGCCAAUCAACUCCGCCUGGAAUGCCAAGCAUUAAGCGGGGUGACAUGUAAGGUGAGGUGCCGAAUGUUUUUGUUCAUUUAAUUGCCCCUACCUGUUCGCAAAAGGAUUUUCAACGCGUCAACCGACCCGGUCCCGGCAAAGGCAACCCGACGAAAUCUUACAAAAGCAAUCAUUUAUUAGAAGAGAAAUUAUCUUUUAAGUAGUAUAUCAACACCCCGGGGGCCAUAAGUCCCUUCCCUUGCCCCUUUUCCCUCCGCUACUACGCAAAUCGAGCGAGAUCACUUCGGGAACGGUGAAAAUCCUAUGGAACUUAGUGGUAAGCAUCGUGGCACGUGUAGCUGAAGCUCAAUCGAACGGCGGCCAGAUAAAGGGUGUAAUAUUGAGGUGUAAAGGACGAGUGCAUAGGGUAUGUGUGAAAUGAAGCUACGUGCAAAAUUUAAACCCGUCUGUCGACGCAAUGCAACUAGAGAACGGCAUAGGGCGCAAUCUGUGUGAUCCCGUGACACUGAUGCUGCCGCAUUGCAAACACACAUAGGAACUCUGUAUCAUAACUUUCUAAGGUCCAUCCCCCAUCCCCUCUUCCCCCUUAAUAAUAAAGACAACACAACCUACCAACAACAAAACAUGUUUUGCUCAUCCGGCACAAUAGUUUCGUCUCUACUGUGCAAGAAUCCGCUGGCGAAAUCCUUCAUAGGAGAGGGACAAAUGAAGUAUGAAAUAGGGAAGAAUGUUUGUGGUUUGAUUGUUUUUGCUUUACUGUUGUGAAUUGUCAAUUUUUCCUCCACUGCGCACGUUUAGUACGAGAGGAGACAGGGAGAGUGAGCGAGAAGCGAUAGAGAAUUAGUAGACUAAACGUAAAUAGUAGUGGAAAAGUAAUCCCUCUUUGCUUACACCGACACCUUCUUUCCUUGCAAAACCCCUGUAGCAGCAUCGAUUGUGUUACGUUUGUUACUCUGUUUUCUGAUCGCGUGCGUAAACGUUUUACAUGUACUUUUUUCUGUUUUCUAUCGCAAAUGUAACGUUUUGCAAAUUUAUCAAUCUGGAUAAUGUGAAAGGACUUGAGAUUAGGAAGUAAACAAAACAAAAAAGUGUAAUGAAGAAGAAAAAAAAGAUAGGAAAGAGAGAUAUAUACACACAAUAUAUAUAUAAUAUAUAUAUACAUAUUUUGAUAAUCAAAUAUUAUUUUCACUGUCGUAUAAAGACACGGUCUGUGUGUGCGGCACGUAUUCGCGCGUGUGUAUGGUUUGGUACGGUUAGAAAUGUUGGCACCUUCCGUCGUUCCUCUCUAGAAACAGGUGAAACAGAGCUAAAGACACCAAAACAAAAAAAGCAAAUGUGACGAAAAAUGGUGGUAACAUAAAGCAGCACGGCAUAAGAAAAACGGGAAAAGCAUACAUAAACACAGAGACACACAUGCAAAACAAUAAUAAAAGAGUAAACGGAGGGAACUAAACUCGUCAAAGUGGUGAAGGAGAGAAAAAAGGGAUGCGUUCUACGGUGAAGCUAAACGCCGAACAAGAGAAAAAUCUGCAAUUAGAUGAAAUGAAGGAGCACCCCGAAAGAGAACUAAUUAUACACUCUAUAUAUAUAUACAUAUUGAACCUUAUAGCGAUAAAAGAAGAGGAAAAAAGAAGCAAAAAUACUAAAUGAAGGAUUGUUCGUUAAGUCGGUGCGCGAAAUUAUACGCUAAAGGCCACUAGACUAGUAGUGCAAAAAGAAAAGGUUGGAUAAGUAAGCAUGUGUAUAGGGGGGUAUGCUUUCACUGCGAAAAACGAAGGAAGCUCGAAAAAAGUUGCAAUACAUGAAGAGACAAAACAAAGUUUAUUUAGCAAAAGCCUACUAAGCCUGCAACACACACUACGAAGCGUGCGUGAAGGGGCGCAUCAGAUCGCUUAAAGUGAACGCUACACGUAGCAGAGGAUGUUAACUAAAACCCGCUGGUCGUCUGUCGAACCGGUAUCGAGUAAAUUCUGCACGGGACUGUACGAAAGAUUCGCAGCUUUAUAGAGGACUGCACUAAAGGAAAGGAUGAAUAAAACACACAUUACACGGGAAUACACAGUAGCAGGAAAGAUAGGGCUGCGUAUCUGUGUGCAUACGAGAACGAACUCUACAUUAGCUUCCUUUUACAAAUUAACAAGAGAAAACACAACAUAAAAGCGAGCGAAACACCCAAUACAGCUCGCUCGCGUUUACGGCAUAAUUGUAAAGUGGGUUAACACUAGUUGAGCUAACAGCUAGCAGUGAAAGUCGCAAAGUGUUUGCGAGAAAACUGGGGGAAGGAAAAUCCUCAGUAAAAAUGCGAAUGAAGCAGCAAUUGAAUUGGAAGCGUGACGUGCUUGGUGCAACCAGAGGGAAGCUAAUACCUAAUUUGUGGUAUAAUAAAACUUAUUACAUUUUCUGUAA
Molecule: messenger RNA, 6518 nt
Organism: Anopheles funestus (African malaria mosquito)
Lineage: Eukaryota; Metazoa; Arthropoda; Insecta; Diptera; Culicidae
Gene: Dp1
Product: vigilin
Exons: 5
Coding region: 265-4146 (1293 amino acids)
Cellular component (GO): cytoplasm; nucleus
Molecular function (GO): mRNA binding
Source: RefSeq, a predicted model, not a curated record